Guillardia theta CCMP2712 is the source of this 1311-nucleotide messenger RNA. RefSeq lists its product as hypothetical. Gene Ontology annotation, biological process: cysteinyl-tRNA aminoacylation. Gene Ontology annotation, molecular function: ATP binding; cysteine-tRNA ligase activity. The coding region runs from base 1 to 1311 and encodes 436 amino acids. Gene Ontology annotation, cellular component: cytoplasm. Lineage: Eukaryota; Cryptophyceae; Pyrenomonadales; Geminigeraceae. The record is from RefSeq and is a predicted model, not a curated record. The transcript has 12 exons.
AUGCAGCAGCGCGGAGCCUCAGCAGCGGUCGGGGGCGGGAGGGUUGGGGAGGUGCUCAAGGGGUUCAAGAUCUACAACACGCUGUCGAGAGAUAAGGAGACGUUCGAGCCGAUGUGCGAGGACGGAAAGACAGUGAAGAUGUACACCUGCGGGCCCACCAUCUACGACUUUGCCCACAUCGGAAACUUCAGAGCUUUCCUGACGUACGACGUUCUGAAACGCUGGUUGUUGUAUUGUGGAUACGACGUGGACCAUAUCUGCAACUUGACAGACGUGGACGACAAGAUCAUUCAAAGGAUGAAGAGAGACAACGUGGGACUGAAGGAGCUGACAGAGAAGUUCGCUGAUGCUUUCUUCGAUGACCUGAAGAGGCUGAAUAUCAUCCCAGCGAGGAAGUACCCUCGAGCAACAGAGCACAUUGACGACAUUGUUGAGAUGAUCAACGGGCUUGUUCAGAAGGGGAACGCGUAUGAGAAGGAUGGAUCUUACUACUUCGACGUGUCGAGCUUUCCUGAUUAUGGAAAACUUGCAAGACUUGACUUUGACAACAUGAUGGAUGGGGCAUCGGAAGGAGGAGGAAUCACUGACAGGGAGGGUUUUGAAAAGAAGAGCAGCAAGGACUUUGCACUCUGGAAGGCCUACAAGCCAGAGGAUGGUGAAGUUACAUGGGAGACCAAGUUGAGCAAAGGUCGACCUGGAUGGCAUAUUGAAUGCAGUGCGAUGAGUCGUCGGUAUCUCGGCGACUCCUUUGAUAUUCACGCGGGAGGAGUCGAUUUGACCUUUCCUCACCAUGAGAACGAGAUCGCUCAGAGCGAGGCGUAUUGCGGUUGUCAGUACUGCCGUUACUGGGUCCAUAACGGAUUUGUCAACAUCAACAACGAGAAGAUGAGCAAAAGUCUGGGGAAUUUCCUCACGUUGCGAGAAGCUUUCAAGGACCCCAACGAUUGUCGAGCCUUCAGAUACCUGGUUGUCUCCUCGCAGUAUCGCGCUGCUCUCAACUUUGCCCCCGACGUGCUGCAAGGAGCAAGGAACACGUUGAAGCGUCUGGACAAGAGGAGGAGGGAGAAGGAGGAAGCAGCAGAAGGAGGGAGAUGGGAGGACAACAGGAUGGAGGAGGAGGCAGAGGAGAGAGCUGAAAGUCUGCAGGUGGAGAAAUCGGCUGCUCGAAGUCUCGAUGGAGGCAUGAUGGAUGAUCUCAACACUCCCCGCGCAUGUGCUGCACUUUUCACUUUCAUCAAGUCCACAGAGAAGCUGCUCAACACUGACCAGGUCAGCCCCAGCAGAACGGUCAGCUGCCUUGACCUCCUUUGA